Molecule: messenger RNA, 1208 nt
Organism: Physella acuta
Lineage: Eukaryota; Metazoa; Mollusca; Gastropoda; Physidae
Product: procathepsin L-like
Biological process (GO): proteolysis
Molecular function (GO): cysteine-type peptidase activity
Source: RefSeq, a predicted model, not a curated record
UUUGUCCAGAGCUGAACGCCCGAAAGUUGGUCCAGCAACACCUGUUGUCAAAUGCCACGUUUAACGGCUGGGAUUUGAACCACUUGAUGAGGUCACGUGGGGGAAGAUUUUCCUUUAUAACGUGGAUCUGCCACUGGUUUAGCCGUAGUUCAAGAAGCUCUUGUUUCAUCGAGUCAAGAUGUUGAAGUUCGUGAUUUUCGCUGCGGUUAUCUGUGUGGUGGUGGCCGAUGUGGACAGCGACUGGUUGGCGUUCAAGUCCAGGUUCAAUAAGGAUUAUCAAGGUGCUGAAGACGUGAGGAGAAGGAACCACUGGCAGCAGAGCGUGCAGACGAUAGCGGCCCACAACAAACUGUAUGAAAUGGGUCGUAAGAGCUUCUUUCUCAAAGAGAACGAGUACGCGGAUCUGUCAGACGAAGAAUACAACACCCUCCUAAAAGGCCUGAUUCCAAAUAUGACUUUGACCUCACCACAACUUUCCAUCGCCCCCACCUCGCUAGGGGCUACAACUCUACCUUCCACCGUGGACUGGCGCAACAGCGGCUACGUCACACCGGUCAAAAACCAGGGUGCAUGUGGGUCAUGCUGGGCUUUCUCGGCCACCGGGGCCAUCGAGGGCCAACUGGCCAAGACCACAGGACAGCUGGUCAGUCUGUCCGAGUCGAAUUUAGUCGACUGUUCCAGGCCUUGGGGUAACUCGGGCUGCAAUGGUGGCUGGAUGAACUAUGCGUUCCAGUACGUCAAAGACAACGGUGGUAUCGAUACCGAGGCCAGCUACCCUUAUGUUGCUAGUGACCGGGCAUGUGCCUUCAAUCAAACGACCGUUGGAGCCACUGUGAGCAGUUACGUGAACGUUGCCAGAGGAAGUGAGAGCGCUUUGUUGCAAGCGGUGGCCACGAUCGGACCUAUAAGUGUUGCCAUCGACGCCAGCAAGAAUUCCUUCAGGUACUACGGCGGUGGCAUCUACAAUGACCGUGCUUGCAGUGCCAGCAACCUCAAUCACGCAGUGCUGGCAGUGGGAUACGGCACCAGUGCCACUAACGUGCCUUUCUGGACCGUUAAGAACAGUUGGGGUACGUCCUGGGGCAUGUCAGGAUACAUCUUUAUGUCCAGAAAUAAGAAGAACCAAUGUGGUAUAGCAACAGCCGCCAGUUACCCUCUAAUUUAGUUAGCAGAUGUGUAGUUUAAGUUGAUACAGACAUUUUGUCUAU